This is a messenger RNA of Verticillium dahliae VdLs.17, 567 nucleotides long. RefSeq names its product UVI-1 protein. The record is from RefSeq and is a predicted model, not a curated record. The transcript is spliced from 3 exons. Bases 1 to 567 code for a protein of 188 amino acids. Lineage: Eukaryota; Fungi; Ascomycota; Sordariomycetes; Glomerellales; Plectosphaerellaceae.
AUGCGCUUUUCCCUCCUCAAGUCUGUCGUCGCCGCCCUGGCUGUUUGCAGCCAGACUGCCUUUGGCCAGAUUACGCCUGCCCAGGUCGUUGACAAUAUCGAGGCCCUCACGACUAAAUCGCAGGCCCUGCAGGCUCCUGCGCAGAGAAUCAGUAUCAUCAAUGGCCCUCUGAUCGUCGUGGGCCUCGGUCCCUUCCCCGCUUUGAUCACUGGGUUCACCGACAUUGUGAGCACCGCCACGGUCGCCAUUUCGCAAAUGCAGGGCAUGGCCGAUGUCCCCGCCGGUCCCCCGUCGGAUGCCAUUUUCGACGCCUUCCGCGAGUUCGUCAGGGUCCACCAGGUUCUCCUGAACAUUCUCAUCGGCAAGGCUGGUCUCUUCAACACCGUGCCCAUCAUUGGACAGCCCGUUGCCGCUGUGCUGCGUUCCAUCGAGAAAGUUGUUGACACUGCCGCCUUCAUGCUCAUCGAUGCUGUUGAGAGCCGUGCCGAGGACCUGCAGAGCCAGGCCCAGAGCCUCAAGGGUACCAUCACUGUCGCUAUCGGCAGCUACGAAGGUCUCAACGUGUAA